GGGGCGCUCUGGGGGAGACGCAGCCCCGGCCACACCUCUGCAGGCUGAGCCCUGUGCCGGAGCCAUGGGGGCGCUGGUGCUGGCGCUGUGGGCCCUGCUGGCGGGCCCGGCCGUGGUCUCUGUCCUGCGUGGCCGCGGGGCUGCCCCACUGGACUUCGCUGACCGCAGAGCACAGACAGGUAGGAACCUGACCUGCUUUCGCUGCUUCAAAGUCACGGAGAUGGAGCUGUGCCAGCCCACGGCCUGCGCCCCGACCGACCGCGUCUGCGUGGGCCACACGGUGAUGGUCCAGUACAAAUCCAAGAUGGGGGUUCUGCUCAGCAAGCGCUGCGCCCCCCGGUGCCCCAACACCAACAUGGCCUACGCGUGGCUGUCGGAGCCCUGGUUCUUCAGGAGGAUCACCAGGCAGUGCUGCAACGUGAGCUUCUGCAACGCGGCGCCCCCCGCCCCCGGGCGGCCCUGGGCCCGGCCAGGCGGGCUGCUGCUCCCGCUGGGCCUCAGCCUCCUCACGGCCUCGUGAGCCCUUCCCGGCCGCCCGCGGGCCCGGUCCCCCACCCCAGCCGGCCCAGCCUCCUCUCCCAGAGCCUGGAGAAGGGAGCCCUGCUUCCUAGGGGGAGUGAAACACCAGGUGUGGGCAGUGGCUCCCUGGAUGAGGUUCCUGGCCCGGAACAGACUGUCCAGGGCCAGGAGGGGCCGGGAGGGGCCGGGAGGGGCAGGGAGAGUCCGGGGAUCUGGCGGCUGCAGCCCUGAAUCCGGCUCCAACUUGCUCUGUCUCCUUGGCCAGCCCGGCCCCCACCCCUCUGUCCAGGGGGCCCAGGCCUAUCCGCACUGUGGGUGCCACCCGGGCUUUAGGGCCAGGACCUUCACUCCUUCCAAAGACAAUAAACUUAUUCUUCAACCACA
Molecule: messenger RNA, 903 nt
Organism: Myotis daubentonii (Daubenton's bat)
Lineage: Eukaryota; Metazoa; Chordata; Mammalia; Chiroptera; Vespertilionidae
Product: lymphocyte antigen 6L
Cellular component (GO): plasma membrane
Source: RefSeq, a predicted model, not a curated record